This is a messenger RNA of Rhagoletis zephyria (snowberry fruit fly), 1221 nucleotides long. RefSeq lists its product as uncharacterized. NCBI's taxonomy places the organism in Eukaryota, Metazoa, Arthropoda, Insecta, Diptera, Tephritidae. Gene Ontology annotation, biological process: regulation of transcription by RNA polymerase II. The record is from RefSeq and is a predicted model, not a curated record. Gene Ontology annotation, cellular component: nucleus; transcription regulator complex.
UUCACUCACUGCAGUAUUAGUUAAGUGCAUGAAUACAUAUAUGUAGUUAAGAGUUAUUUUCGCCGUGAUUUUUCGCGCGUAAUUUUCAGCCGGUUGCUGUCGCCGUAGAAGACUGAUAUUCAUACAUAUGUUUAUGUAUUACCGCCGACUUGCAAAUGUAUGUAUCUCCAAGUGAUAAUCACCGUCAUUUUGCAUGUACAAAUUUCAGUCGGUCGUUGUCGCCGUAGACCUACUUAGAUAUAUAUGUAUGUAUGUACCCUGCAAAAAUCGCGACUAUUUCAGUGACUUGAAAAAUGGAUCGAAAUAUAUACAAUAUCACCAUCGUCACCAACAGCAACGCUAACACAUCUGGUCCCAGUACAACAUUGGAAAGUACAGUGGGAAAAGAUAAAUUGUGUCUUCUAGUUAAGAGCUAUGGGUGCCUUUAUGAUCCGAACGAUCCUUUUUUCAACAGUAAUAGAGAGAAGAUGAACGCUUGGGAGAGUAUCGCUAAUAAUCUGGGAAAGUCAGUAUCUGAGUGCAAAGAGUGCUGGAAAACGAUACGAACUGGCUACAAAAGAUACAUCGAAAAAUGCAAAGCCAAUCCAAAUAUCCAACCUUACUAUUUGGCUGAGCAUCUAACAUUUCUCGAACCAUUCGUAAGAAGAGAAGCUACAAAAGGAGAAGUACUAGUCAAGAAAAAUAUCCAAACAUGGCGCAAGCGUAAGCACUUAACCAGUACCACUGCGAUUACAAAUACGAAUGUAAAGACUAAGGGCUCAAUCAAGGACUACUUCAUUAUACCGCCAAAGCGCUCAUGUUUAGGGAAUACUGAAAUAGUAAACAACAAUAAAGAGUUAGACAACGCUCCAUCGACGUCAGCAGCAGCAACAGUAACUCGUUCAGAAGCAACAGAGCCACGAGCAGCAACAACAUUAGAAGCAGCGGCUAUAGCAACAACAGAGGCAACUAAGCUCCAAUUUAUAGCCAACCAUGAAAAUGUUAACAACAAUGAGCAGGACAAUUUUACGCCGAUUUCAGACGAAGAAUGGGCAGCAGCAGUUAGAGCAAUGGAAACAAUACAAACAAUAACAGAUUCACGAUCAGCAACAACAGCAAAAGACGCACCAGCAACAAAAAAAAGCAAAUAUCAGGAUAAUGAAAAUAAAAUUCAGUCUGAUGAUAAACGAUUUUUGGAAAACAUAUCGGAAGCAAUGAAAAAAAUGAAUGAUCGUUCGAAAA